Messenger RNA from Bicyclus anynana (squinting bush brown), 2044 nucleotides. RefSeq names its product zinc finger protein 182. NCBI's taxonomy places the organism in Eukaryota, Metazoa, Arthropoda, Insecta, Lepidoptera, Nymphalidae. The transcript is spliced from 5 exons. Gene Ontology annotation, cellular component: nucleus. The coding region runs from base 107 to 1783 and encodes 558 amino acids. The record is from RefSeq and is a predicted model, not a curated record. Gene Ontology annotation, biological process: regulation of DNA-templated transcription. Gene Ontology annotation, molecular function: DNA-binding transcription factor activity, RNA polymerase II-specific; zinc ion binding; RNA polymerase II cis-regulatory region sequence-specific DNA binding.
UCCACAGAGUAGAGUAUUUUUUUUUAUGACAAAAUUUGUCAAUAAAAAUUACCAAUGUUUAUUAAUUUUUUUUCUAAACAUAAAUAAUUGUUAUUCAUAAAAUUAUAUGAAAAUGAGUGUAAAUACACGCAGGGGACCCAUAUUCGAUCCCGGACUAUGCAGAUGCUGUGGUUCAAUAAAAAAAUGUCGCCUUUUAAAUAUUGAAUACGAAUGGAACGGUCAAAAGGAAAUAUACUCGGAUAUGUUCAUGGAUUGCUUCGGCUUACUGCUGUCUCACCUGGACGGUGAGGAGGCAGACCGACUGAUCUGCGCCACGUGUGUGGUGCGCCUGCGCGAGGCUGCCGGCUUCCGCACCCAGGUGCUGCAGUGCGAGGAAACGCUGCUGAGGGCCAAGAUACUUGGAGAAGGUGACAGCAGUGACUCCCUGAAGGAGGAGCCGGCUGUGAAGGAGGAAAUAGAAGUGAUGGUGGAACUGCCCUGUGCCGAUUAUGAUGCCACAGAUCACAUUGAUAAUGAUAUAGAAGAUGACGCAAUGGAACCAGAGAAGACAGAGAAGAGACCAAAGAGGAGAUCACUCAGGCAGAAGUUGAGCGGCAAGAAAAGAAAAUCGAAAAAGACAAGCAAGAGAUGUUUAGUUGAGGAGAGUGAUUUAUUUACAACUCAGCAAGAGGAGAUUGUUGCCCAUGAGUAUAAACUGCAAGAGACCUGCCAACGCAAACAGAAUGGCUUUAAAACGGACACUGAACACCACAACAUACUGACUAUCGUUGAAAACUCCUACGCUUGCCCCUUUGACACAUCCUUCAGCGAUUACUUCUGUGUCUACUGCAGACAAGUGUUCACAGACCCCAACAAACUCAGAGAACAUUCAAUGACCCAUGACCCGAGAACGUUCAAAGACAUAUUAAACAACGGUGCCCAUAACAAAAAGGUCCAAAUAGACAUACACAGGAUAGAUUGCAGAUUAUGUCCAGAACCGAUCAAUGACUUGGACCAAUUCAAACACCACGCAACAAACCAUGGGAAGACUUUUUUGGAAAACUCAAACGAUUAUUUAAAAUUCAAAUUGACAUCUGGUACGUUGACUUGUACGGAGUGCGGUACAACGUUUGGAUUCUUUCACGCAUUAAAAAAACAUAUGGCAGAGCAUUUCGGUACGUGUAUCUGUGAUAUAUGCGGUGCACAUUACUUCGAAGAAAGAAUGCUUGUUUUACACCAAAAAACCCAUCAGAGAAACGAUGAGUCCUUCUCGUGCAAAGAGUGCGGUAAAAACUUCAAAUCUAAAUACACGAGAUACAUGCACAUAGCUCGGACACACAAAAAGGAGGCUGCGUACCAGUGUAAUAAGUGCGAUGAAGUGUUUUUCUCAUAUACAUUACGUUAUAGACACAUGAUCGAUGUGCACGGUGAGGAACGAACGUUCCAAUGCGAACAGUGUGACCGUGCUUAUGACAGUAGGAAAUCUUUACGAGAACACAACAGACGGUAUCAUUUGAAAAUAUUGAAACAUCAGUGUGAUUUGUGUGAAAAGAGGUUCUAUUUACCCUCGAGGUUAAAAGAACAUAUGGCAAGCCAUACCGGAGAGAGGAAUUUCAGGUGCGAAUACUGUGGGAAAAGUUAUCCGAGGUUACGGGGUUUGAAAGUCCACAUGCAAUCACAUAGUACGGAGAAGAAGUAUAAAUGUUCUAUGUGCAGUGCAUCGUUCACACAGAACGUCAAUUUGAAGAAUCAUAUCAAAAGACAACACCAGGGUAUAGAUUUGGAUGAGAAUUAUCAUGAAUAAAACAGUUUUAUUAUUUAUGUAUAAAAGUUAACAGUAUUAGUUGUUGAGUUGUUAAGGUGCAAUUACUUGAGCAAUUAAAAUUGCUCCAUUUUAGAUAGUAUUGUUUAAUAAACACAUUAAACAUGUUCAGUGCAUAAACUGUUUUAAAGAAUUUUCUGGAUUUGGAUACCUAAAAGUCUUGAUUAACAUUUCCAGUAGGCCUAACAUACAACCAUACAUACAAAUGUAAUAUAUUAUAAUAUAAUAAUGUAAUUCUAUUUA